AACAUCUUUGACAUCGGUGGCUCAAAGCCGGGUCCUAACCGGGCGGUAACCAGAACCGGAUCUUUCUAUCCUGCUUCCCCCUUUUCCUCUCCCCUUCUCUUCUCCCCGUGCCCUAAUUCUUUUUUCUUCUCCAACCGCGAAUAGCACAAGGGAGAAGAAGAGAGGGAGAGAGGUCAUCAAGAAGACGAAAGGGAGGAGGGAGGGAUUGGAUUGGAAUUAGAGGCGGGCUGGUAUGGCGUUGAAGUUUUUGAACAAGAAAGGAUGGCACACGGGGAGUCUCCGCAACAUCGAGAACGUGUGGAAGGCCGAGCAGAAGCACGAGGCCGAGCAGCACAAGCUCGAGGAGCUUCGCAAGCAGAUCCAAGAAGAGCGCGAGCGCGCCGAGUUCCGCCUCCUCCAAGAACAAGCCGGCUUUGCCCCGAGGCAAGAGCGGUUGGAUUUUCUCUACGAGUCAGGGCUGGCGGUGGGGAAGGGGAGUUCCGAGGGAUUCAAGGCGCUCCAGCCCCAAGCCCCGGCCGCUGCACCAACAGCAGAGGCUAGUUCCUCCAAGGCAGCUGUCCCUGGUGCUUUAUUUGAGGAUAAGCCUCAGUCUGCAAAUGAUGCUUGGAGAAAACUCCACUCAGAUCCCUUGCUUCUUAUCCGACAACGUGAGCAGGAAGCACAAGCCAGGAUAAAGAAUAAUCCCAUUAAGAUGGCCAUGAUCAAGAAAUCUGUAGAAGCUGAGAAAAAACAGAAGCAAGAAAAGAAGGAAAAAUUAGAAAAGAAAAAACGCAAGCAUCACCAUAGCAAGUCGAAGAAUGAGAAGCAUUCAUCCAAAGUUUAUUCAGAUUCAGAAAACACAAGCGAAGGUGGAGAAGAGAGGAGAAGGAGAGAUACUGCAACAUCUGAGAGGCAAGAACACAGCAAGUUAAAGCAUGAAAAGCGUUCAUCUAGAAUUCGUUCUGAUUCUGAAGUCAGUAGUGAAGGUGAGGUCGAGAGAAGAAAGAGGGAUCAAUCAACAUCUGAGCGUCACCGACGUAGUAACUCAAAGCAUGAUAAACAUACAUACAGAGUUCAAUCAUAUUUGAAAAAGACAAGUGACGAUGAAGAAGAGAAAAGAAAGAGAGAUCGUUCAAUAUCAGAGCUUCAUCGACACAGUUACUCAAAGCAUGAUAAACAUACAUUCACAGUUCAUUCAGAUUUGAAAAAGACAAGUGACGAUGAAGAAGAGAAAAGAAAGAGAGAUCAUUCAAUAUCAGAGCUUCAUCGGCACAGUUACUCAAAGCAUGAGAAGCAUUCAUCCAGAGGUCGUUCAGAUUCAAAAUACCAGAGGGAAGAAGCGAGCAAAAAGAGUGAUCUUUCAAAAUCUGACCAUCUUCAUCGUAGUUCUGAGCUUGGGAUAGGAAGCAAGCUGAAGCAAACUGAUACCCAGAAUCCACAAGAGAAGCCUGGCUAUAACCACCGUCGGGGCAUUACGAAGAUGUCUGAGGAAGAGCGAGCAGCCCGGCUGCGAGAAAUGCAACUCAAUGCAGAGCUUCAUGAGGAGCAAAGGUGGAAACGAUUGAAGAGAGCAGCUGAGGCUGACACCCAGGAGGCUUUGCGGGCAAAUUCUUCCCGAGGCAAGAAUUUCUUAGAUGCUGCCCAAAAGAGCAUUUAUGGAACAGAAGAAGGGGGAAGCUCUACAAUUGAAGAGAGUGUCCGUCGCCGUGCUUAUUACUCACAAGGGGGUUCUGCAGCACAUGAAAGCAAUGCAUUCCGGCGGUGAUUGUGUUGCAUGAUGUAUUUCACUGGAUAAAUUUUGGAACUAUUAAUGCAUUGUCUUCAUCAGAGUUUCCUUAUGACUUCAUUGGCAUUGCUAUAAUGUUGUAUGAUCGCUGAAGAGCAUCUCAGCGUGGAGACAAACUCUCGGUCAGGUGUUUUCUUUACCUUGAGCAAUAAGAUACACAAAUUUACUCCUCUGAUACUUGAGCUUCAA
Phoenix dactylifera (date palm) is the source of this 1954-nucleotide messenger RNA. RefSeq lists its product as uncharacterized. NCBI's taxonomy places the organism in Eukaryota, Viridiplantae, Streptophyta, Magnoliopsida, Arecales, Arecaceae. The record is from RefSeq and is a predicted model, not a curated record. Gene Ontology annotation, cellular component: U2-type spliceosomal complex. Gene Ontology annotation, biological process: mRNA splicing, via spliceosome.